This is a messenger RNA of Odocoileus virginianus texanus, 859 nucleotides long. The record is from RefSeq and is a predicted model, not a curated record. NCBI's taxonomy places the organism in Eukaryota, Metazoa, Chordata, Mammalia, Artiodactyla, Cervidae.
AACCCAGAGGAAGCUCUGUUGCCUGGAGGGGACCCGCCGCCAUCUCAGGUCUCUUGGCUUCGCCAGGGCCCACUGGAGAGAGCUGACACCCAGGUCCUAUAAUCCUUAUGGGGGACCAACCUUGUACCUCCGGGAGAUCCACGCUCCCACCUGGAAACACGCGGGAAACGAAGCCUCCAAAAAAGCGGUGCCUCCUAGCUCCACGUUGGGAUUAUCCAGAAGGAACCCCGAACGGAGGUAACACCACUCUCCCUUCCACACCUCCUCCAGCAUCACCGGGUCUGAAGUCGCAUCCACCUCCUCCGGAGAAGUAGUACAAUAUACUUCUUCCACCCUAAACCAGUCUAUGAGGGAUUGCAGUAUGACUCCAUUUCCUUGGUGUAUUCGUAAAAUAGUUCACUCAGUGAAGACAAUGAAGAUUAUUGACAUUGCCACCCUGCUUUUUCUGAUGUCCUACACCAGGAAGUUGUGAUUUUUAAGUCUUAUGAUAUAAUCAGCGAAACUUCACCUCCUGAAUUUGGGUGGAUUCUGGGACAUGACCAGUAUCAAGCUGUAGAUCUCUAAAGUUGAAGACCCCAGCCUGGAUUGUGAUGACCUCACCAAAGAAAAUAAUGCCUGAGCAGACCAAUCAUCCUGUACUCAAGCUGCAGCUCAGCCAAUCAGAUCAUGUGUCUCUGAGGGUGUUGGUGUGGCCAUUUUCCCUAAGUUAUGGUGCCCAAACCCAGAUGGGAUCAGAUUUGUCAUUGGACCCCCAGAUCUCUUACUCAGGACUCUAGCACAUAACCUUCUAAGAGAAGCAGACGAUAUUAAGACAAGGUGGCAAGAAUACACAGAACUAUACCAAAAGGAUCUUCAUGAC